AACCACUAGAGGCGCCUCCAUCUGUUAUCGUAGUACAAUAAAUUACUGAUUCGUUUAUGAUUUCUUAUUUAUCGUGCAUUACUCAUUAUGAGCCAAUAAAUUUCAACUUUCUAUAUGCAAAAUAGUAAAAGGUUAUAUUGAUUUUUUUAUUUUGCUUUUAUUCUCCUUAUAUGUCUGUCAAUUUAUUCUUGUAAUUUACACAUCAAAGUUCCUACGUAAUAAGUGUAGGUUAUUCGAGUCUUUGAGAAUAAUAUCUAAUGUUGUCGUAUUACAAUAUUAGUUAUUUAAUACAAAUUUUACUUAUCUAAAACAAUAAUCAAUUAUGUUAUACAUUAACGUCAAUUUCAAAAACUGUACAUAUCAAUAACAUUAUAUUUUAAGUACUUUAACAAUAGUUUAUAGUUAUGUUAAAAGUUCAUUGGGUGUAUCAUUCGUAUUACAAAUUUUUAGUUUACAAUUCUCUUCCGUUUGUUAAAUAAUAAAAAAAAAUAUAUUUAAGAUUAAAUCCUAUUACACCCAUAAAAAAAGAAUGAUUUUUAUAGUCCGCUUAUUACAUUGAACUAUCAACAGUAAUUGUUGCAUAUAGAUUUUCGUGAUGAUGGUAGAAAAUUGUGAACUUGAAAAUUACACUUUGGAAUUGGAUGCAUUGACGAACAGGCAACUCAGUAUUUAUUUGUAUAGGAAUAUACAAAAUAUCGAUGAAUUACAUAAGAAACUGCUAAAUAAAGAACUUCCAUGCUGCAUCGUUAAAGCAAAUUUAAUAUUAGAUCCUUUUCAAAUUGUUAUCGCUGCAAAUAAGGCUGCAUUAAACGAAAAAUAUGGGCAAAUGGUCGCAAGAAAUUUAUAUACAGAAAUUAUAUAUUGUUUGUCAAUAUCAACAAAUAUUUCUCAAUCAUUAGCAGCAUUUGGUAUUUCGAAAGACACUGCAAAUGUUUUAGUUAUUUUAAUUCAUGAUGCACAAGAGAAAGAAUCUAUGGAAAAACUUGUUUUCGACUGCAUCGAGGGUACACGAAUACCAAUAUCAAGGCUUUCUGACUUCUCUGACAUAAGUUUAAUAAAAAAGACUUAUAAAAUAUGUAACGAAGAAUCAAAUAUUCCUAGUCUGUUAGAUUCAAUAGUGAGUAGGAUAAGUGAGAAAAUUUGAAGCGAAAAAGUUUAUUGGACUGGAAAUUGUGGAUUAGGUUUUGUAUAAAUAAAUUCAAUAUCAAAUUGAAAA
This is a messenger RNA of Ceratosolen solmsi marchali, 1216 nucleotides long. RefSeq names its product EKC/KEOPS complex subunit Tprkb. Gene Ontology annotation, cellular component: EKC/KEOPS complex; cytosol; nucleus. The record is from RefSeq and is a predicted model, not a curated record. Gene Ontology annotation, biological process: tRNA threonylcarbamoyladenosine modification. Bases 596 to 1144 code for a protein of 182 amino acids. The transcript has 2 exons. NCBI's taxonomy places the organism in Eukaryota, Metazoa, Arthropoda, Insecta, Hymenoptera, Agaonidae.